CGUGCCCCGCUUAUAAUGAUUCCCGAACUAGUCUGCCAUAGGCCACGCUUUAUAGUCACCAGAGUUUUCAGCAAUAAGAAUAUAUACGUUACACUGGCUAGUAAUCCAUUCAGUUAUUGUUCGCCGUUACAACUCGGUUUCAAUUUGCCGGCAUAAACAUUGCUGUAGUAGGAUCCAUUUACUGGCCAGCCAAGUAGCUGUUUGUAGUUGAUGAUGAUGUUAUGUAAUGUCUGACGUCCUCGUACUCAGCCCAAAGUCAAAAUAAAUGCGGCUGCCGCAGUUCCUCCGCCCAUUCUAGCUAGACAGGACCGCACAUGUGCUGCUUGUAUAUUCCGUAGGAUGCUGGAAGACCCGUGUCUGGGACCCUGACCAAAAUCUGCACCUCGGACCCCUCCACCCUUCGGAGGAAGCCGGUCCUUUCCCCUUUCCCGGCCUGUUCGCUCUGGAGCGAUUGAUGGCCCAGUUGUCAUGGCGCUGUUCUUUCAUGCCCGCCCCCUGUCAUCUCUACUGAACCCUGCAGCCCUGUCCUGGGUUAGCAAGGGGGUGACCAUGAGGGGCUUGCCUGCAAUGAGACUCAUCCCCCACAGAGGGGUGGAAACGGAGGCCCCUGCCCCCCACCUGAACGCUCAGGACAGCGUCGAAGUUCUGGGGCGCUCAUACCUGCGGGACGACCACACCAACGUCACGGCCAAGAUCCUGUCCAAAGUGGGCCGCAACCUGCACACCCGGGCCCACCACCCGCUGUGGCUGAUCAAGGAGCGGGUGAAGGCACACUUCUACCGGACCUACACGGGUCGUCGCGGAAACCCCAUCUUCUCCGUCUUCGACAACCUGAGCCCGGUGGUGACCGUGGAGCAGAACUUCGACAGCCUCCUCAUCCCGCCCGACCACCCCAGCAGGAAGAAGGGGGACAACUACUUCCUGAACCGGGGUCACAUGCUCCGCGCGCACACCUCCGCCCACCAGCGAGACCUGGUGCGCUCCGGCCUGGACAGCUUCCUGUUAGCGGGCGACGUGUACCGCCGCGACGAGAUAGACGCCAGCCACUACCCCGUCUUCCACCAGAUGGAGGGCGUGCGCCUCUUCUCCGAACACCAGCUGUUUGCGGACGCGGAACGUCACGGGCAGCUGUCCCUGUUCGAGGAGGACGGCCAGCGCUCCCCGCAGAAGCAGGAGACGCAUUCGCUCCACGCGGUCCGGCUGGUGGAGUCCGACCUCAAACGCUGCCUCACCCGCCUCAUCAGACACCUCUUUGGAGAAGAUCUGGAGAUCCGUUGGGUGGAGUGCUACUUCCCCUUCACCCAUCCAUCCUUUGAGAUGGAGGUGCGUUUCCAGGGUGAUUGGCUGGAGGUGCUGGGAUGUGGGGUGAUGGAACAGCAGCUGCUCAACUCAGCUGGGGCGGAACACAAGAUGGGCUGGGCGUUCGGGUUGGGCCUGGAGCGGCUGGCCAUGGUGCUGUACGGGAUCCCCGACAUCCGCCUCUUCUGGAGCGAGGACGAGCGCUUCCUCAGACAGUUUCAUCUGCCCCACAUCGACCAGGCCGUCACCUUCCAGCCUUUGAGCAAAUACCCCCCCUUGCUGAACGACAUUUCCUUCUGGCUGCCAGCACAGGGCUACAGUGAGAACGACUUCUAUGACCUUGUGAGAAGUAUCGGAGGUGACCUGGUGGAGAAGGUUUCCCUUGUCGACCAGUUCACGCACCCAAAAAAUAAGAAAGUCAGCCACUGCUACCGCAUCGCUUACCGUCACAUGGAGAGGACGCUAAGCCAGGAGGAAGUGCGCGUGGUCCACCGGGCCAUCGAGAGGGCGGCCGAACAGGACCUGGGGGUGCGGGGCAGGUACUGAGCCCGGCACGGAUCCCGCCUGCUCCGCCAUUCUGCUGCGUGAAGUGUCAGAGCCUUCAGUCACCCGCUCUGCCCCACCCCCCAGUGACCCAGUCUGUUUCCCUGAUGCAGUGGCUGCCCUGAAUGGCGUAGCCGCUCCGAGACCGCCCUGCGAGGGCGACACGGGUGAUUUAAGGCUGAAGUCAGGCACCGGCUCUCGGCCACCAUGGGAGAGAGAGACAGGUAAAUAAAGCAUGAAACCGGCCCACCACCUUUUUUUCCCACACACAGUAUUUUUCUGGAGCUCUUGAUUUACUGACCAGAUCAGCUCUGAUGUUGGAUGAGAAACUCCACCGACUAAGGUUAUCUUUGUGGAAAGUGAAGGACAAAUAAAUGCAUUUAUCAAUGAUAGAA
Molecule: messenger RNA, 2237 nt
Organism: Anguilla rostrata (American eel)
Lineage: Eukaryota; Metazoa; Chordata; Actinopteri; Anguilliformes; Anguillidae
Product: phenylalanine--tRNA ligase, mitochondrial-like
Exons: 8
Coding region: 469-1845 (458 amino acids)
Biological process (GO): phenylalanyl-tRNA aminoacylation
Cellular component (GO): mitochondrion; cytoplasm
Molecular function (GO): tRNA binding; phenylalanine-tRNA ligase activity; ATP binding
Source: RefSeq, a predicted model, not a curated record